Molecule: messenger RNA, 2334 nt
Organism: Linum tenue
Lineage: Eukaryota; Viridiplantae; Streptophyta; Magnoliopsida; Malpighiales; Linaceae
Source: the annotation of a GenBank genome assembly
GUGCCAACUUGUCUGAUUAACCAAGUACAAAAAUAAGCCAAAGUACAAUUCAUAAGCAUACAAAAAGCUCCAAAACCCCAAACUUAAAACCACCGUUCUCCCUCCCGUUUGAUGAUCAUUCACCCCAUCUCUCACUCUCUCUGAUACACACAGUCUAGCUUUGCAGAAAAAAGCAGAGUGAAAAAGCUUUAAAUCGCUAGUCGUCCUCUGGCUUUUCCCCCUCCUCUCUUUCUUUCUCUGCCAUUGAAUCACCAUUUUCAAUACACAGUUCCAGCAAGGAAGACCCUCAAACGAAGUGCAAAAGCUCUCUUUCUCUUCUCUCCCUCUCCACGUUAGUUCCCUUUUCUUUCUUCUUCCCUUGCGGCCUUCCUUCUCCAUUUCACAUUUUCACUCCUCUAUAUAAAUACCCCUUUCCCCCCUGAAAAAACCCUACAACCAGAAACCAAACCCAACCUUCAUUUCCAUUCCUCUCUCUCUCUCUCUCUCUCUUGCUCUGUUCCCUUUUUCCGUUCGUUGAAAAUGGACGUCCUCCACUUUCUCAGGCUACUGAGACCCACCACCACCCACCUGAAAUCGCAAACCCAGGUCGAUUGUGUGAAUGCGAGGUCGGAUAAUGGCGAAGCUUAUGAUGAUUCCGAAGAAGAAGAGGAAGAAGACUCUUUCUUUGAAUUGGAGCUCACUGUUCCUCCUGAUUUUGACUACCCAAGGAGCAUUAAUGGCGACAGAAGUAAAAGCCCCAAUAAAUUGGCCGACAAAGCCGAGCCCAAGUCUCAACAUCAGUCCCCUCCUCCUGCUGCCGAGCCUCUGUUUUCAAAGCGGAAGAUACUCCCAAUCGAACCCGUCUCCUCUCCCAAGCCUCACCAGUCGCCGAUUUCCAUCCUGAAAUCGGGUCCCAAAUUUCGGGUCCUCAUGUUCAAAAAGUCCAAUUCGAUGCCUGUUCAGAAAUCAGGGGAGAAACAGGGUAAGGGGUUGAAUCAGGAGGAGAAGCCGGGGAAAAAGCGGUUCGUCACAGUGAAAGUGAAGCUCGACGAGAUGGGUAACAAUGGCGGCUCGAAAUUGGGGAGGAACAACAGCUUGCGGAAGCAGAUCUUGGACGAAGCGUCGUCCGAAGAUUCCUCGAGGCGGUUCCCUAAGGAAACCGUGCAGAAGUACUUGAAGCUCAUCAAUCCGCUCUACAUCAAGGUCGCUAAGAAGGAAGGCGACAAGAUGAAGUUUCCAGGAGAGCUCUCGUCACCGUCGGCGUCGCCGGCUGCGACGGCGCCUGCCAGCUCCCCAAAGAAGGAGAAACAGGGGAGUUUCCCGUCAGGGAUCCGAGAGGUCUGCAAGCAUCUUAGGAAGAGCAAAUCAGCCUCUUCCGGCACCGGGGUUUCACCUCCGGCCACCGUGCAGCGGAGAGAUGACUCCCUUCUACUGCAAAAUGACGGGAUCCAGAGCGCCAUUCUUCACUGCAAGAGAUCUUUCAACUCUUCUAGAGAUUCGUCUCUGUUAUCACGAUUCGCAAGCGACCGGUUGAUGGACUCUCCCAGAGUUUCCAGCGACGAGUUCUGAUUGGGAAAUUAGUGAAGACAGUAGGAGGAAAGCGGGAGACUUUGAACUUCCCCUGAAAUCGAAAAUUUGAAAAAAAGACCAUACAAAACAGGACAAGAGAAAAACAGAGGACUCUGUUUUCUUCCUUGUUUGUUUUCUUUUUUUGGGUUCUUGUUGUAAAGCUAAGCAAAGGAGAGAUAGGGAGAUGAAACAGGUAGAUUAGUUUCGUGGUUUCUAGGGUUGGUUUCUUUUUGGAUGCAUUGUUGUAGGAUGAAUCCAUCGUCCAUCCAUGGAAGGAAGGGAUGAUGAUGAUGAUUGCAGACUGUAGGGGAAAUGUAAUCAAAAUCCAAAACCAAAAGCAGUAGUAGCAGUUGUUUGUCUGUCUAUUAAGUAAAAAGAAACUGUUGGUUGCCACUGUAGGGUAAAUUAUUAUUUACCAAUGGCCGUAGAACAGAGCUCGAGUUCGGUCAAGGAGAUGAAUGAGGUGUUGUAUACACGAUAAUGACAUCAUGAGAUUACGUGAGUUUUUGAAUUUUACUUCGACGCAAUCCAACGUUGUUAACAUGUGCUUAACGAUGAUAACACGGUUUAGGAAAAUACUGUAGAAGGAGGAGCUACAGGGCAGAGCCUGGUGGGUUCUUUCCUUUUCGUUUCGUCAAAGCUUGGGAUGAAUGAUGAUGAAGAAAUUUCUUGCUGGAUUGGGCGGGCAAGUCUGUGUUCUGUGUAAUUCCUUUGUUCAAAUGAUAUGACUCCAACUCCACCAAUGGCUUUUGCUAACGUAAUUCAGAAUUCAAAGUUUCUGUGUGG